CAUUUUAAUGUAAAUUGGAAGAAGGCCAGAAGUGUAUUAAUUACAGCUUCAGUAAUGGGGGAAGUUGUCAAGCGUAAAAAACUUGAGCCUGAUAACUUGGUGAAAAAAUUGUGUGGGUACAUUACGAUACCAGAUGCAGUGAAAAGUCUUCAAUAUGGGCGCAAAAAUGAAGCUGUUGCAAUUGGGGAUUAUACAAGGUCACACUUGAAAACUUGUGAUGAUGUCCGUAUCGAAUCAUGUGGACUGUUAGUAAAUCCCACCUAUCCCUAUCUUGGUGCAAGUAUUGAUGGUCUAGUGGUAUGUUCUAAGUGUGGAACUGGCAUUGUUGAAGUGAAGUGUCCUUAUGGCUCUGAUGUUAAUGACAAACCUUGGAGAAAUAUGCUUCCCAUUGAAUGUGGCAAGGACAAAAAAUUCUUUUGUACAGAGAGAGACUCUAAGCUUUAUCUUGAUGAAAAUCACAAUUAUAUGUAUCAAGUACAAGGUCAGCUAGCACUGUAUGAACUAGAUUGGGCAGAUGUUGUUGUUUGGACAAAGAAAGGGAUAAAUGUUCAAAGAAUAAACUUUUCACAAACUCUUUGGGAUGAAAUGUUACCCAAGUUAAAGAACUUCUAUGUAAGUGGAAUUGUUCCAGAACUUUUUACAAGAAGAGUAAGGAGAGGAAAGUCUCUUUAUUAGAAUAUUAAACCCAAGUCAGAUUUUUACUUUAAAUGUUUGAUUGAUCCUUCA
Molecule: messenger RNA, 726 nt
Organism: Mytilus californianus (California mussel)
Lineage: Eukaryota; Metazoa; Mollusca; Bivalvia; Mytilida; Mytilidae
Exons: 1
Coding region: 55-675 (206 amino acids)
Source: RefSeq, a predicted model, not a curated record